AGCUUGUCCCUGCCAUCGUGCUGCCAUGAAGAUGUGGGGACCCUGAUGCGUUACACACUUCCUGUGAUGGACAGGGGGGGCAGAUACCCACAGCCUGAGCCGCUACACGGAGCUAGUGGGAUGUGCUCUACGGCAGCUGUGCAAUACCAGCCAACCCAAUCGAAUGCGGAGACCCCGGCGCUGGCUGGCUUCCUGUGGAAACAUUGCACAUUUUCAUCUGCUCAUUGCUUGCCCCAUGCUCCUCUCACCAGCCCAAAUCCGUUGGGUUUUGACAACCAGGCAGAAUAUUACAAUGGUCCAGUCACACAGAACAAUUCGUCUUCGUUUGGCGACAGCUUAAUAGACAGCCCGGACUUUCUGGACUCCUGUUACCUCAAUGAGCCAUCCAGUCACCCCAUCCUUGGUUCCCCUCCUGAUUCAUUGUCAGACAUCACUGACACCCAAGAUUUCCUGCCAGCUGACAGCCUCAGCCUUGUACCAACAAUAUGGGAUUUUCCUUCUCAGGACUCCAUCUCCACUCAGCUCUUCCCACAAAACCACCGUCCUUUCCUUGGUUUGGACAGCUUAGAGGACCUGCAGGCUAUAAUCAGCACACCUGCAGUGCAACCACAGAUUCAAGAGACUGCAGAAGAAGAAGAGGAAGAUGAAGACACAGAGGAACUGGGGCACACGGAAACCUAUGCGGAUUAUGUGCCAUCUAAAUCUAAAAUUGGUAGGCAGCAUCCUGACCGUGUGGUGGAGACCAGCACAUUGUCCAGUGUUCCUCCACCGAAUAUUACUUACUCGCUGUCCCUUCCUAAUUCUAUUAUUGACAGAGGUCUGCUGUCUGCUUUGCAACUGGAAGCCAUUAUAUAUGCUUGCCAGCAACAUGAGGUAAUACUCCCAAGUGGACAAAGAGCUGGAUUUUUAAUUGGAGAUGGGGCCGGAGUAGGGAAAGGACGUACAGUUGCGGGGAUCAUUUUGGAAAACUUCCUCAAAGGAAGAAAGAAAGCUUUAUGGUUCAGUGUAUCCAAUGACCUACGCUGUGAUGCUGAACGGGAUCUCCGAGACAUCGAUGCCACUUGUAUUCCAGUACAUGCACUUAGCAAGAUUAAAUAUGGAGACACUUCAGCUUCAGAGGGCGUCCUGUUUGCUACUUACUCAGCACUUAUUGGGGAAAGUCAAGCAGGGGGACAACACCGGACCCGCAUUAAACAAAUCAGAGACUGGUGUGGGGAGAACUUUGAUGGAGUGAUUGUGUUUGAUGAAUGUCAUAAAGCUAAGAAUGCGUCCUGCACCAAGAUGGGCCGCGCUGUUCUGGAGUUGCAGAACAACUUACCUCUGGCACGUGUAGUGUAUGCAAGCGCCACAGGUGCAUCUGAACCCAAGAACAUGAUUUACAUGAGCCGUUUGGGCAUCUGGGGUGAAGGAACAUCUUUCAGCACUUUUGAGGAGUUCCUACAUGCCAUUGAAAAGAGGGGUGUGGGUGCCAUGGAGAUUGUUGCCAUGGACAUGAAGGUCAGUGGGAUGUAUAUUGCAAGGCAACUCAGCUUCUCUGGAGUCACCUUCCGGAUUGAGGAGAUUCCUCUGGAUGAGCCAUACAAACAAAUGUACAACAGGGCUGCCCAGCUGUGGGCAGAGGCAUUGACAGUUUUCCAAACGGCAGCAGACUGGUUAGGGUUGGAGUCCAGGAAGUCAUUAUGGGGGCAGUUCUGGUCUGCUCAUCAGAGAUUCUUCAAGUAUUUGUGUAUAGCGUCAAAAGUGCGUCGUCUUGUGAUGCUAGCCAAGCAGGAACUGGCAAAAGAUAAGUGUGUGGUUAUUGGCCUGCAGUCCACUGGAGAAGCUCGUACCAGAGAAGUAAUGGAUGAAAAUGAUGGCCACUUGGAUUGCUUUGUAUCAGCAGCAGAGGGUGUCUUCAAGUCCUUGAUCCAAAAACAUUUCCCUUCAACCAAGAGGAAACGAGAGAAAGGCCUGCUUAAGAGAAAACGAAAAGGAAAGCCACGCAAUGGAAAAUUGUCCCGUGCUGAUCCUUUUGGUGUAAUCCGGAUCAGUGAAGAGAGUAGUUCAGAUUCUGAAGGCGGACUAGACAGUGACUCCAACUCAUCUCCUGAGUCGUCAAUGGACAAUGACGAUGUCAUCUUUGUGGAGCACACUCUGAAUGGCCUUGUUAUGCCUGACCGUGGACCAGAGCAGGUAGAACUCAUGAAAAAAGAUUUACUGGCCAAGGUCCAGGCAUUGGGGAAGGAGUUGCCUCUCAACACACUUGAUGAGCUCAUAGAUCAAUUUGGAGGUCCAGAAAACGUGGCUGAGAUGACUGGUAGAAAGGGACGCGUGGUCCGUCGAGCCGAUGGGUCUGUGCGGUACGAGUCUCGUGCUGAGCAUAAUCUAUCCAUCGAUAAUGUCAAUCUCCGGGAAAAGGAACGCUUUAUGAAUGGAGACAAGCUGGUGGCAAUAAUUUCUGAAGCAUCAAGCUCCGGAAUUUCUCUCCAAGCUGAUCGCCGCGUGCGAAACCAGCGACGGAGAGUCCACAUGACAUUAGAGCUGCCGUGGAGUGCUGACAGAGCUAUUCAACAAUUUGGACGCACACAUCGCUCUAACCAAGUGUCUGCCCCUGAGUAUGUCUUCCUGAUCUCAGAGCUUGCAGGAGAGAGGAGAUUUGCUUCUAUUGUUGCAAAGCGAUUGGAGAGCCUGGGUGCGCUGACUCAUGGGGACCGCAGAGCAACAGAAAGUAGAGAUCUCAGCAAAUAUAACUUUGAGAACAAGUAUGGGACACGUGCUCUGGAGCAGAUCCUUUCGGCCAUCUUGAAUCAGACUCAGAGAGAUGUUGCUCCUCCCCAGGGAUACCCAGGAGGUCCUGCCACCUUUUUCCAGGAUUUAAAACAAGGGCUUCUCUCGGUUGGCAUUUGCUGCAAGGAGACCAAGUAUAAUGUUGUUGUUGAUAAAGAAUGUUCAGUCACCAAGUUCCUAAACCGGAUGCUGGGCCUGGAAGUUCAUAAACAAAACAGCCUCUUCCAGUUUUUCUCUGAUACCUUUGAUUUUCUCAUCCAAAAGGACAAAAGAGAAGGGAAAUAUGAUAUGGGAAUUUUAGAUUUGGCCCCUGGGGUGGAUGAGAUCUACCAAGAGAGCAAAGAGAUUUUCAUGACUCCCGGUCACCCUCAGGAUGGGCAGGUUGUGUUCUACAGAAUAAGUGUGGACCGUGGCAUGAGUUGGGAUAAAGCUCUAGAUAAAUCACUCCAUUUGCAAGCUCCUAAUGAGGGAUUCUACAUGUCAUAUAAGGUCCGUGGUGAUAUGUACUCUGCAGUUUUGGCAGAACAUCGGCAUGGGAAGCACUUCAACCUGUACAAACCAAACAUUGGAAAACAAAGCCAGCCCGAGACUUUGGACAGUCUCCUCAGCAAGUACCACAAGAUUUCUGCAGAGGAGGCACAGCAGCAUUGGGAACGACAAUACAUUUUCUCCUUUAGCAACUGCAGCCAUACUAUGUGGAAUGGCAAUUGUAAAGGAGUACAACAGGGGAAGGAGUGUGUCCAGGGAUUACGUCUUAGGCAUUACUACAUGUUGUGUGGAUCCCUGCUGCGAGUGUGGAGCCGCAUGGCAUCUGUAAUGUCUGACAUUACCAGCAGCAGCUACCUACAGAUUGUCCGUUUAAAAACCAAAGACAAACACAAACAAGUUGGCAUUAAGAUCCCAGAGAGCUGUGUGCAGAAGGUAAAGGAGGAACUGAAACAGAUGGAUCUGAAUGUAAAGCGCAAGCAUGAGGAAUCUCGUCAGAACGCAGAGCUUUUGUCUGCUCCAUAUUCACUCCCCACAUCCAGUCCCCUGGACCUCUCCCUGCCUUACAACCAUACUCAAAGCCCCCUACUCUCUAGUACGCAAGAGUUUUGGGCAGGUACCUCUUACUCUGAAGGUCUAGGAAACAUUCUUUCAUCUUCUUCAAACAAUCACUUAAAUGUUAGGGAAAUUAUAGAGGAGAUGCUACAAAAAGUAAAAGCACCUGACCCGACAGCCUCUGAUCGGCAGAGUGUUAUCCAGUAUGGGGGUGAGCAGAGCAGCUUCUGGGAGACAGGCUGAAGCAUCAUUCAGUGUUCGUUAUUGCAGACCUGCAGAACUGGCCCCAAGUCGGCUUCAGCAGUCCUAUAUCUUUGUGGGAGAAGCCUCGAUGCCAGUGUUUGGAUCUUUCCGGUUUACAUCAGAAAAACUGAAAAGGGCCCCCAAAACCUUUUUUACCCUCAACACAACAUGGGCUGCAUGAAUGUAGACAUUUGGGUAUGAUUCACAAUGCAGCAAGCAGUGUCCUACUCUCUGAAGAUACAGCUUUCCAUUUUCCAAAUGGUACAUAGCAUCAAGUAGAGACUUAUUCUGACACCCACCCUACCUAUGUGCUCAUUCUGGGGGCUGCCACAAGUGAAUUUCCCAUUUAUUGGACCUGUACAAAGCAUUCUGUGGAGCCAUCACACCUUUACUGGGGUCAUGUGUUUUUCUUUUCUUUAGCCCUCAGAUGUUCAUGAGCCACCAAGUACCGUUAGGACAGAUAUUAGGAUUGGUUUCCAUUUUUUUCAGUUACUGGCUCUAUUGGUGUCCAGGAGUUGACUUCUCACAGCGCUCAGCACUUUAUCCUCUUCUCUGCCGAACAUUACGCAUUGCUGGCAGAAGUCAUACAGAGCAAUACAGCAUUUAGUAGUAUGAUAAUUCACGGAUGGGUGGAGAGACGGACUGGGGGGACUCAUCUUUGCAUAACAUCAACCUUGCUAGUCUUUGCACUACCCCCCAUGUGCCCUUCUCUGUGUGAAUGGUAGUGACCUGGGUGUCAGCUCAGGGUAUAUAUAGAAUAUAAUAUAUAUAUAUAUAUAUAUAU
Spea bombifrons (plains spadefoot toad) is the source of this 4834-nucleotide messenger RNA. RefSeq names its product strawberry notch homolog 2 (gene SBNO2). The record is from RefSeq and is a predicted model, not a curated record. Gene Ontology annotation, biological process: regulation of DNA-templated transcription. Gene Ontology annotation, cellular component: nucleus. Lineage: Eukaryota; Metazoa; Chordata; Amphibia; Anura; Pelobatidae. Bases 46 to 4050 code for a protein of 1334 amino acids. Gene Ontology annotation, molecular function: histone binding; chromatin DNA binding. The transcript is spliced from 31 exons.